AUGGCAUUCCACUCGCCUGUCCGAGGUCAGGAGUGGAGGAAUUCCGUACGACCAGACAUUCCAAUAUGGAAGACCAGUUUCGAUCACACUCGCUCUCACAUUCCCGAAGACGAAUUUCGGCAACUACCUCUAAACUCCGACAGUACCGCCCCAGAAUUUCCAACCCCAGAUUCCGGUUCGACUUAUGAACCAUCGUCAUCUCCGCCAGAUGCCCCUGAAUCAACAGCUCGUCAAGUGUCUACUAGAUCUCGAGUUAGCUGUGCCCCAUCCGAUGUGAGGCAUUGCUCACGGUCGUCACAAUCACCAGACCCCGAUUCGAAACCAGCAACACGCCGCAAGCGAGCCUUCAGCCAAGUUCCGUCUUCUCCAUCUGCUCAACGCGUGGCUCGACAAAGAGACACGAAUAAUGAUAAAGGCCCAGACAGCCAGUCCCGCCACCGCGAUGCGCAAUUUUGCACCCAGCGAUGUUUGCUCGGGUUGCAGUCUGGAGGUGUUCUAGACAACUGUUGUCCAAAUGUAAUGCUCCAUCGUCAAAGCAAGGAUGAUCUGCAGCAUCCGAUUACUUCAGAAGACUUGGUCCGUCUACUCAAGGCACAAUUGGACGAAAACAUUGACCGUUGUAAACCCCUUGGAAAUUGCGGGGCGUACGGUGCGCCGUUCAAACUUACUUGUGUCGUAUACGGCUACACUGUCAUCGGAAAAGGAACCACAUCGGAGCUGUGGAAAGAAGUCUCCCGCGAAGCGGAGGUAUACCGAGUUCUGCAGAAGGCGCAAGGGUCCGCUGUGCCUGUUUUCUUGGGUACCAUUGAUUUGGCGAAAAUCUAUUUUCUUCAUGGAGCUGGAAAGAUUCGUCAUAUGCUUGUGAUGGGCUGGGGGGGAGAAAACACAGCAUCGAUGGUGCUGACGCCGUGGCUCCACCGGGAAAUUCGCAAAUCAAACAAAGAAAUCAAAGCCCUGGGAAUCAUUCAUGAAGAUUUACGGCGUGACAAUGUUCUUUGGAAUAAAGAACUUGGCCGGGCAUUGAUCAUCGACUUUCACCGAUAUACAUUGAAAUGUCGGCCGACUUUGCAGCGAUCACGCGCGGUAAAACGACAACUAUGUCUACCGGAGACGAGAGAUCCAAAACGUCUUUGUGUAACGUGA
Molecule: messenger RNA, 1143 nt
Organism: Penicillium diatomitis
Lineage: Eukaryota; Fungi; Ascomycota; Eurotiomycetes; Eurotiales; Aspergillaceae
Exons: 1
Coding region: 1-1143 (380 amino acids)
Source: RefSeq, a predicted model, not a curated record